AUGGGGCCGCCCUCCUUCCUUAUGAGGAGCAAAUCUGACGAUUCCUUCUUGAGCAUACUUUCCACCAAAGAGGAGAAGUCGCUUCUUCCAGCGCCAGUACACCGAAAACCAAAAAUUAGAGUACGAACGCUUCUAGGCCAUUGCUUAUAUCGUAGGGUGAUAUUAUGGACUGCCGGCAUUCUAUUUCUCUUAUGCUUAGCGCUUUCAUCACCAGGGGGUCGCCAACGCCGCCAAAGGCUGAUGGAGUUGGUGGACUUGAGCCAUCAGGAUGUGAGAAGCAGCGGUGGUGAGGGUGAAGCACCAACAGUUGCCAAGGACACAGAGGGUGUGGUUUUUGUGGUCUCCGCGGGAGAUGCGCCACAGGUUCAAGUUCAGGGGGAGCACAUGCCGACCUGGUUGCGAUUUAGACACCUUGACGGUUUCUUCAAUGGUCUCAAAGCCCUAGUGCCAGCAAACGAAUACAUACCGGAGUAUCCCAGGAAGCCGGGUGAGGCGUCACCGUUCCCACUCACGCUAUCUUACACCGGCUUGCCGACCCCGACGCCCUACGUACCUCAACCUGACUAUGAAUCGCCGGAAUACAUCUCCCAGUACCACGCCGUCGAAAAAUGUUACCUCGACAAGGAACGGAGGAUUCCGGUUCCCGAUCUGUAUGCUUACAAUGGCGUUGUCCAAGGCCAGCCAGAACCCGCCAUGGGCUCACGCAACUUACUGGGACUUCGUGACGAUGUUUGCUUUGACAGAUUCGGUCGAUACGGGCCUUAUGGCCUUGGAUAUAGCUUUGACGAGGGAGGUGCAUUUGUUGGCACUGACACAGAGCAGGAAGGCAGCAGUACGGUUUGGGAAAAGACGGGCAAAAUUAACUAUGAAAACAUGGACUGGGGCGAUGCCCAGACGCGCUGCUACGAAUCGAACAAGAAGCGCUUCGCCGACCCAGCAGCACCAACAAAAACUGCAGCAGUUUCAGGCCAACUUCAUCCACGGUCAUUUUUGCGCAACGAGCGGCAGAAGAUCCCCCGGACGGCCGUGGUCAUCAGGGCCUAUGUUGGGUUUCAGUGGACGCAACACAACAUCUUGAACUUCCGGGCCCUGAUAUCUGAACUGGCGCUCAAAUCCGGCGGCGAAUACGCCGUACACUUCCUCCUCCACGUGCGCAACAAUAACGAGGCCAUCUGGGCCGACCCCAUGACGGCCCAGCGCAUCCUGGACGAGAACAUUCCCCAAGAGUUCCACGGUCUCUGCACGCUAUGGUCGGAAGCCCAAAUGCGCCUCUACUACCCAGGAAAGUUUGGGGGCAGCUUCCAGAACCCCAGCGGUGGUGAUAUUCAUGGUGUUUACCGCAGCGCCCAUUUCCCUCUGCAGCACUUCGCGAUGCAGCACCCCGAGUAUGAAUACUUUUGGAACUGGGAACUCGACAUGCGCUGGUUAGGGAAUUACUAUGAGCUCUUUGAUCGCCUCAGUGCCUGGGCCAAGGAACAGCCCCGUAACGAACUGUGGGAGCGCUCUGCCAAAUACUACAUCCCUUCCUACCACGGCUCUUGGGAGAACUUUACCUCCUUGGUGCAUAAUGAGACCUUGAACAGCGGACGCGAGGCCACCUACGGCCCAGCUCAGUUCCCCGGCCGCCAACCCCUCCGAUCAGAACUCCGAGGCGAGAGCUUCAUGCCCUCCAAUUGCGAUCCAAACGACAAAUCCGACACCGAGUGCGGCAAAGGCGAAGAAGCCGAUCUCAUCACUCUGAACCCGCUAUUCGACACGGAACACUCGGGCUGGGUCUUUUCAACGGAUGUCACAGGAUAUAAGCGCUCCUUGCCUCUGCCUCCGAGAAGAUGUAGCAUCAUCACCGCUAGCCGGCUCUCCCGUAGAUUGCUGAACACAAUGCACGAGGAGACCUGGAGACUGAAGCACACCAUGUUUGCCGAGAUGUACCCCGCCACUAUGGCACUUCACCACGGGUUGAAGGCCGUCUAUGCCCCUCACCCUGUUUACUUGGACCGAGAGUGGGAGAUUGAAGCGAUUGACAAGGCUUUCAACGGCGGGAGGGAUCACACUGCUGGCGGGCACGGUUCUCCGUUUGACUUGAACAACGAGCAUAAUCACAAGGGGAGCAGCUGGUACUACAAUAGUGAGUUUGCCGGCUUGCUUUGGAGGAGGUGGUUGGGGUAUGCGCAGUUUGAUGGCCGGGGAAGGAAUGGUGGACGGUCAGGGGAAGGGCAAUUGAGGGGUGGGAAAGAGGAAGAGGAGAGGGCGGCUGGGACGGGCAGGUUGUGCUUGAGGAGCAUGUUGGUUCAUCCUAUCAAGUGGGAGCAUCCUAGUGAGCUGGAUUGA
This is a messenger RNA of Podospora anserina S mat+, 2328 nucleotides long. RefSeq lists its product as uncharacterized. Bases 1 to 2328 code for a protein of 775 amino acids. The transcript is spliced from 2 exons. NCBI's taxonomy places the organism in Eukaryota, Fungi, Ascomycota, Sordariomycetes, Sordariales, Podosporaceae. The record is from RefSeq and is a predicted model, not a curated record.